UUUUUUUUUUUAUCAUGUUACCAUCUUUGGGUUUAUUUAAAGAUAUUCCUUGCCCUGCUUUACCACAUUGUCAUCGUCCUUCUUGUGUUUUUUCUCACCAAUCUACUUCACUUACUACGAAACGAUACCAAACUGAAUCUACCUCCCAUCUCAAUACCAAUACAGCGAAACGACAACGCUAUGAACCACAGCAGUCUACCAUUCAAACUAAAAUAUCCAACAAAAAUAGUAGCAGCAAUAGUCGCGAUCUUCCACAAUUAAAAAAAACCCAGACAACAAAGGUUAGAUUACCAUCAUUUUACUUUAUUCGGUUCUCAUAUUGCUCUUUUAUAUAGAUCGCAGGUCCACCGACGAUUCAAGCUGAUAUCUCAUCACACACAGCACUCAAGAUUAGACAAACCAUUGCCAACAAGUUGUAUGAACAGUACAGUCGCGUGUAUCCGGCAAAAGUGCAUGGACCAUCGGCAAUGCAUCGGACACAACAACAGGAACGAUUCAUUCUAGAUAAAACCACCAAUACCUCGGGAUACAAACAACAAGCCAUGUCUCUACUUAUGCAACUCAAAAAGCAAGAUCCUAUUUCGGAACAAGAGACAUCAUUGGAAAAUAACGACAAAAAAGAAUUCAAUUUUGAUUUCUCCACUUUGGUUCUUUCUGAUGAACAGUUGGAUAUCAUGCAAUACCCUCGACCCACUUUAUUAUUAUCCAACACAACAUUAAAACAACAACAACAACAACAACAACAACAACAACAACAACAACAACAACAACAACAACGGAAAUGUGAUCGAUGUAAAAACCUCUUUAUCGUCAGGGCCAUUCUCGAUAAUCAGGAUGUCAAGGCAUGUGCAUAUCAUUAUGGUCGAUUACGCGUGUCUCAAAGUUUUGGAGAAAAGCAACGGACUUAUUCAUGUUGUGGAGAUCCUUUGGGUUCAACAGGAUGUGAAAAAGGACCUCAUGUUUUUAAAGAGGAAGAUAUAGAAAAAUUACAUGCAAGUAUUCCAUUUAUCAACACAAAAGAUAUCAACAAUAAUAACAAGGAAAAGGCAAAACUAUUAGCAUUGGAUUGUGAAAUGGGAUAUACAACAUUAGGUAUGGAACUGAUCCGAUUGACGGUGAUCAAUGAAAAUCAUGACAAAGUAUUGGAUGAAUUAGUCUUACCAUCACAUAUGGUGAUUGAUCUGAAUACUCGAUAUAGCGGAAUCAGUACGUUGGCAGGUGUCAAACAUAACUUGGAAUCCAUACGGCAAGCUUUAUUUGAUAGGAUGGAUCAACAUACAAUCUUACUUGGACAUGGAUUGGAAAAUGAUUUAAAGGCUUUACGGAUUAUCCACGACAAGGUGAUUGAUACUGCUGCCCUCUAUCCUCAUCCACAUGGACUUCCUUAUCGUUAUGGGCUCAGGGUACUGGCCACCAAAUAUCUUUCCAAAUUCAUUCAAGAUAGUUCGGAAGGACAUGAUCCAGAGGAAGAUGCAGGCACUUGUUUAGAUUUACUAUAUCACUACAUCAAACAAAAACAUCAAUAAACAGUCUAUUUUUCUAU
Molecule: messenger RNA, 1543 nt
Organism: Halteromyces radiatus
Lineage: Eukaryota; Fungi; Mucoromycota; Mucoromycetes; Mucorales; Cunninghamellaceae
Product: ribonuclease H-like domain-containing protein
Exons: 4
Coding region: 468-1526 (352 amino acids)
Cellular component (GO): nucleus
Molecular function (GO): nucleic acid binding; exonuclease activity
Source: RefSeq, a predicted model, not a curated record